AUGGGUACAGGAAAGAAAGAGGCCAGCCGCAAGGAGCGCCAGGGUAAGACCGGCGAUGGCAUGGGCAACGUCAAGGUCAAGGGCGAGAAUUUCUACCGCUCGGCCAAAAAGGUUAAGGUCCUCAAGCGCCUCACCGACGGCAAGGCCCAGCGCAACGCCGCCGGUGACAUCACAAAGGCCGCCUCGUACCAGUCGCGCGAGGCCCCCGUCGCCCGCGUCGAGCCCAACCGCAAGUGGUUCAACAACACGCGCGUCAUCUCCCAGGAUGCCCUCGACUCGUUCCGCUCCGCCGUCCAGGCCCAGGCCUCGGACCCCACCACCUUCCUCAUGAAGCGCAACAAGCUGCCCAUGAGCCUGAUUGAGGAAAAGGGCAACAUCAACGGCCUCAAGCAGCACGCCGCCAAGAUCGCCGUCUCCUCCCAGCCCUUCUCCGAGACCUUCGGCAACAAGGCCCAGCGCAAGAAGCCCAAGCUCGACUUCAGCUCCAUCGAGGACCUCGCCACCCGCACAGGCACCAUGCACGAGAGCUACCUCGACCGCCUCGAGCAGGCCAAGCUGCUGUCCGGCACCUCGGGCGAGCCCGACGAAGAGAACAAGGACGGCGACCUGGCCAGCGCCCGCGAGUUCAUCUUCAUGAAGGGCACCAGCAAGCGCAUCUGGAACGAGCUGUACAAGGUCAUCGACUCGAGCGACGUCAUCCUCCACGUCCUCGACGCUCGCGACCCCAACGGCACCCGCUGCCGCAGUGUCGAAAAGUACAUUCGCACAGAGGCCCCCCACAAGCACCUGGUCUUUGUCCUGAACAAGGUCGAUCUGGUGCCCUCCAAGGUAGCUGCUGCCUGGGUCAGACACCUCAGCAAAGAGUUUCCCACACUUGCCUUCCACGCCAACAUCAACAACUCCUUCGGAAAGGGCUCCCUCAUCGCCCUUCUCCGUCAAUUCUCCUCCCUCCACAGCGACCGCAAGCAGAUCUCCGUCGGCAUGGUCGGCUAUCCCAACACCGGAAAGUCGUCCAUCAUCAACACCCUGCGCAAGAAGAAGGUCUGUGUGGUUGCACCCAUUGCUGGCGAGACAAAGGUCUGGCAGUACAUCACACUCAUGAAGAGGAUCUACAUGAUCGAUUGCCCGGGUAUCGUGCCGCCGAACCAGGAGGACACAGACGAGGAUCUCCUGCUGAGAGGCAGUGUCCGAGUCGAGAACGUCGAGUACCCUUCACAAUACAUCCCCGCCGUGCUCAGGCGAGUGCAGCCAAAGUACUUGCAGCGGACGUACGAGCUGAAGGAGCCUGCUACUGAUUCAGUCACAUUCCUCGAGAUCCUCUGCAGAAAGAGCGGACGUCUUCUCAAGGGUGGUGAGGCUGACAUCGACGGCGCUGCCAAGAUGGUACUGAACGACUGGAUCCGUGGAAAGCUCCCUUGGUUCACACCUCCGCCAUACAAGGAGGGCGAGCAAGGCCCCGCGGUUGGUGUCGAGGGUCGUGAUGGUGCGCUGGGCGAGAUGAGCAAAAAGAGGAAACGCGGUGCCGAGGGUGAAGCUGCUACAAGCCUUGCUGCUACCGUAGACACCACCGGCGCGCCUCAGGACGAGGCUGAGAAGACCGAUGGCGAGUUUGAUGGCUUCAGCGACGACGAUAGCGCAGAGCUGGAUGACGAGGUUGACGAGGACGACGAUGAGGAUGAAGAGGCGGAUCUCGCUGGUGGCGUGUCUCUGGAAGCCCCCGAGGUCGAUGAUGCAAGUGAAGACGAUGAAGAUGUGGAAGCAGAUAUCGCAGCAAUAUCGGCAGCCUUAUCGAAGGCGAAGAAGCGGCAACGGAAGGCGUAG
Messenger RNA from Ascochyta rabiei, 1821 nucleotides. Its product is annotated as GTPase required for pre-60S ribosomal subunit nuclear export and maturation. The record is from RefSeq and is a predicted model, not a curated record. The transcript is spliced from 4 exons. Bases 1 to 1821 code for a protein of 606 amino acids. Gene Ontology annotation, cellular component: nucleolus. NCBI's taxonomy places the organism in Eukaryota, Fungi, Ascomycota, Dothideomycetes, Pleosporales, Didymellaceae. Gene Ontology annotation, molecular function: GTP binding.